Molecule: messenger RNA, 1701 nt
Organism: Aspergillus niger
Lineage: Eukaryota; Fungi; Ascomycota; Eurotiomycetes; Eurotiales; Aspergillaceae
Exons: 3
Coding region: 1-1701 (566 amino acids)
Biological process (GO): protein dephosphorylation
Molecular function (GO): cation binding; protein serine/threonine phosphatase activity
Source: RefSeq, a predicted model, not a curated record
AUGUUCAGUGGCUCCUCGAGCCCACCCAAAGACAAGACAGAUUCCAUCGCUCGUUCAGGUGCCAUUGACACGCCUCCUUUGAGCAUCCACACCGAGGAAGCCAGUGUCAGCCAGAAGAAGUCCUCUCCUCCUGGCGGCUUUUUCACCCGGCGGACCAGCGAGGACCAGAACAACCCUGGUGGCGAGAAGAAGCGCCGGAGUAGCACCGUCACCAAAGCAGCAUCCUUCUUCACCAGCGCUAAGAACUCCCUUAGCCUAUCGAGCAGUCCGCGCGAGAACUCCUUCAACAAUUACACCAUCCAAGAACAGCCUACGUUGAACAGGCUUGGGAGCAUGGACCCAGCUUUGAGUGUUCCCCAAGGGUCGUUAAAUAAUUCGGCUGGAGAAUCCCUCCCCACUUCUCGUUCUUCAUUCAAAGUUGGCGUGACGGAAGACCGGAAUCGAAAAUGUCGCCGGACUAUGGAAGAUACCCAUGCCUACCUCUACAAUUUCUUGGGGACCCCCGCACCUUUAGCCCAGGCUGAGAACAAUGGCAAAGCUCUCCCGAAGCCCCCCGCUACCGUCGUGGAAACCGACAAUGGUUAUUUCGCUAUCUUCGAUGGACAUGCAGGCACCUUUGCGGCGGAAUGGUGCGGGAAAAAGCUGCAUCUCAUCUUGGAAGAUGUCAUGCGGAAGAAUCCCAACACACCUGUCCCAGAACUCCUGGAUCAAACGUUUACCAGCGUAGACCAGCAGCUGGAGAAACUGCCUUUGAAGAACAGUGGUUGUACUGCGGUCAUUGCCCUCCUCAGAUGGGAAGACCGUGUACCCAGUCUGCAUUCUGCAACGGGGUCGGCUGCCCUUGCACCUGCCGCUGCCGCUGCCUCGAAGGGCGACGCCGAUUCGGAUGCAGGCGAUACGCCUACUCAGGCCGCCGUAUCAGGUGGUGCGGCAUCUAUCCUUCCCAAACUACAGGAGAAAUCCCUCCGCCAGCGUGUCCUCUACACUGCUAAUGUGGGAGAUGCCCGCAUUAUCCUCUGCCGUAACGGCAAGGCACUCCGCUUGUCGUAUGAUCACAAGGGAAGCGAUGAGAACGAGGGGAAACGGAUAGCUAAUGCAGGCGGACUAAUAUUGAACAAUCGCGUCAAUGGAGUGCUUGCCGUAACUAGAGCCCUUGGUGACGCUUACCUCAAGGAUCUGGUAACUGGACAUCCGUAUACUACCGAAACAGUGAUACAACCCGACUCAGAUGAGUUUAUCAUCCUCGCCUGUGAUGGUCUCUGGGAUGUGUGUAGCGACCAAGAAGCGGUAGAUCUUAUCCGCAAUGUGCAUGACGCUCAGGAAGCAUCUAAGAUUCUGGUCGACCAUGCUCUAGCGCGGUUUAGCACCGAUAACCUUUCCUGUAUGGUAAUUCGCUUUGAUUCUGACCGGGUGAAGGAUGUCAUCAACCGGACCGUGGAGCCUAUUGGCGUGGAUGGGGAUCCUUCUUCGAAUGUGGAUCGCGGGAUGAGCGAGGCCGACAAGAUCAUUGAGGGCGCCAGGAAGAGCAUGGCCAGUGCGGGAAUUGCAGAUGAUCCGGCGACGGCCGCUAAGGCACAAGAAGAGAUUCUGCAGAAGAUGUCGAAUGACGAGCCUGGGCCCGAGCUUUCCGUCAACGAGCACAGCCAUGAGCACGUGGUGAACAACUUGAAAAAGCCCGAGCCGAAGAACCCGAGUUCUUAA